GAGAGGGAGACAGACUCUGCAGCAGUGACCCAUCUGCGCCACAACUAGUAACUCUUGAUCAAAGAUAUCCCCUCUUUCCUCAAAGGCCCUGCAUGGCAGAGACCUUCCAGAGGUUACAACAUAGUGCCUUGUGCACUUAUCCGGCUCAUCAGGAUGAGUUUUAAACCAAGAUGACAAGUAUACUGAUCAAACAUUGGAGAACACUAGUGCAUACUGUACCAUGAACACUUAUCUCUUCACCUAUUAUUUAAUCCAAUUCUGUGGACAUUCCUGGAUAUUUACAAAUAUGAUCAUCAGGUUCUUGUCAUUUGGGAAAGAUUCUUUGGCCGAUACCUUCUAUUCUAUAGGGCUCAUAAUGCGCCUUUGUCAGUCGUUGUCCAUAUUAGAGCUCCUGCACAUUCUAGUUGGCAUUGAAGAAAACAGUUUUCUCCCAAGAUUUUUACAGAUAAGUGAGAGAAUCAUCAUUUUAUUUGUUGUCAUCACCAGUCAAGAAGAAGUUCAAGGGAAAUAUAUUGUGUGUGUUUUAUUUUUCCUUUGGAAUUUACUGGAUGUGGUCAGAUACACUUACUGCAUGUUAUCAGUGACAGGAACAUACUAUGACGCUCUGACAUGGCUAAACUACACACUAUGGAUUCCAUUAUAUCCCCUGUCAGUUCUGGCUAAAGCAUUUGCCAUCUAUGAAUCACUGCCUUAUUUUGAAUCCUUCGGCACAUACUCCACCAGGCUGCCAUUUCCAUUUGCCUUAUCGAUCUACUUCCCGUACAUACUAAAAACGUACCUGGCAAUGCUGUUUGUAGGUAUGUGCUUCAUCAUCAGGUACCUCUGCUCUGAAAGGAAAGCUCACCUAGAAGCCAGCUACAUCAAAGAGAAAAGGAGUGGAGAAGACCUGUGGGCUCCCGCCCCCUCUCAGAGGUGAAGACUUCUAUGUAGGCAAGGGAAGGAUGUUACUGGCGUGGGAGAUGAAAGGAGAUGGGAUACAGUGGAAAAGCAUCCAAGCUUCUGGAAAUUUAUCAAAAUCACUAUUUUCUGAGGUCCUAAACUGUAAUAUUCAUGUUUAAAUUAACCUGGAAUUCAUCAAAUGUAUCUAGCGAUGCACAGAUCCCACACUUACCAGGAUAAGUGUCCCUGGUAAAAUUGUUACAAGGUUGGCAACUAUGCUAUCAUAAGAAUAAUGCUGGUCCUGAUAUAACAACAUUGCAUGAUGAAUGCUAUAAUAUGGAGGGAUCAUAAUGCUAACAAAAAUUUGUCAUCUGAAAUGAAAAAUCAUUAAAAAACCUGAAUAAAGAAAUGUUGUGCCUUCAAAUAAAUACACCAUGUCAAACCAAAACAUUGCAAGAUUUGUUUAAUUUUUCCACAUAUUCAUAGCAAUCUUCCACCUACUACAGAAACAAGGCUUUCUGCUGGCUACAGCUUAUAUUGCAUAUUUUAAGUACUUCUGAAAUUCAAGUUUUUAAUUCAGGGUACGUCUACACUUGCUCCCUAGUUCGAGCUAGGGAUGCAAAUGUAGGCGACCAAAAUUGCUAAUGAAGCG
Messenger RNA from Pelodiscus sinensis (Chinese soft-shelled turtle), 1531 nucleotides. NCBI's taxonomy places the organism in Eukaryota, Metazoa, Chordata, Testudines, Trionychidae. The record is from RefSeq and is a predicted model, not a curated record.